This is a messenger RNA of Nerophis ophidion (straightnose pipefish), 6782 nucleotides long. RefSeq names its product KIAA1549-like b. NCBI's taxonomy places the organism in Eukaryota, Metazoa, Chordata, Actinopteri, Syngnathiformes, Syngnathidae. The transcript has 22 exons. The record is from RefSeq and is a predicted model, not a curated record. The coding region runs from base 260 to 4321 and encodes 1353 amino acids.
UGCUGAUGAGGGACCGGGCAGAGCAGACUGGUAGGGUUCAUUCCUUCAUUUGCCUUCAACGCGGCAUCAACAAAACCCCUUGCACCCUACACACCACCCCUGCCGCCGCCGCCGCCCCCCAUACACCCCCCACCCCCACCCUUCCUCCCUCUCUCCCCGCCUGCAGCCCUGCAGGACACACGAACGGAUCACAAGCCCACCGAAGCCUGAUCCCGAUGCAUUAUUUACGCGCCAAACUUCAGCAACUCAUCCACCGGAUAUGGCUGCCGGUCUGAAGAAGAGGAGGCGGCGGAGGAGGAGGAGGUGUCGGUCGGGACAAGCCGGGAGAGGGGACCCUCAUGCGGCCACUGGGUGCUCGCUGCACCCGGAGAGACAUGCUGGAGGAGGAGGCGGCGGCAGAGCGCUGGGCAUGCCUGCAAAGUGUGUCCUGUCUGCGGGGAUGUUUUUACUCCUGCUUCGGUGCUCUUUGGCCGCAGAGGGAAAAAACAACUAUGAUGCCUCCGGCUCCCUCUCACGCGACCUGGCUGCGCCUGCUCAUCCAUCGACUGACCAGUCAUCAACACAGCGUGUUACUUCAGCGGUCCUUUAUUCAGAUGGUGGCUCAGCUUCUGAGGGAGACGGUCUAUUGGGCCAGCCUGCCUUUUCGUCUGUCUUAACCGUCAUGGCGGGAACUGUCAAACACCCAGAGAGCCUUGCUCACAACCAAACCUCCACGCCUCUCUCCAGUGACAACACCACCCAAUGGCCUUCGCACAGUUCCAGCCGAGGCUCAGAGACGGCAUCUUCAUCGUCCUCUCUGGGGGGCAAUAAGACCCAACAGGGGAGCUCAUCAGCAGAGAUGGUUAAGUUAACAGCUGCAACAUCUGGAGUGUCUGAGCAUGCUGUCCACGAAGAGUCCAGACUCACCCUUUCCCAAUCGGUCGCAAUGAUUCCUCUUCCUGGGCCCACUGAGAGGACAUCUCAGGUAUCGCCACUGACUGCUCAGCAGGACACCACAACAGCUUCCCUGAAGCUCACCACCACCACCAUCACUGUGGCUUCAAGCACCACUACGAGUAAACCCCAUAGUUCAACGCCUUCACAGUCGACCACCGUGACCACCAGGAAAACAGCCACCACCACAACCAUGAGGGCUCCAACUAGCAGGCGUCUUUUCCCACCACCCGUCCUUAGAACGAGCCCUCCGAGAGGGACCACGACGGUCUUUAUUUCCCCUUUCACCACCACAACUGAGGCUCCACCUCAGCAGUGCAACAUAACUGAGAGAAUGUGGGUGAGAACAGUUGUAUCGAUCUACGUGAGAAGGAACAGGCUGGACAGCAUCCAGAGGCAGAAUCUGCGCAGGGGACUUAGUCAAGGCCUGCGGAAAGCUUUAAAUGAUAGUUCAGCCCAAGCACAGGUGGAGACUGUAUUUGGUUCACCCAACAUGACGGUGGCUUAUCACGUGACUGGAAAAGACAUGGUUUACGUCCCCUCUGUGGUGCUUUCGGGCUUGGAUGCGUACGGUCGAGAUAAGCUGAUUGCAGACCUGCGACAGUACCUUCCCAUGGUUACAGCCCUGCCCAUUCCUGUUGCAGUGUGGAGAACAAACCCGGCUCUUGGUUUCCAGCUGAAAACAGUUCUGCAGUUUGUGGGAGCUACAGAUGAUCCGAGAUCCUGUCAGUUUUCCCAAAUGAUGGAGCAGAGGCUGGAGAAGGUUUUUUCGGAAGCGCAGGCCAAAGCGCUCAAGGACAACAGCAAAUUGUCUGUCCAGAUGCUGAGUGUCUCCCAAGCUGCAGGCUCCCCUGCUGUGUCGCUGGUUUACAGUGUGAAGAACGGGACUGUCUUUCUAAAUGGCACCACUGCAUCAAACCUCCUUGGUCAGCUCUCCGCCGAGCUGGUGGGCUACUUCCUCUUCUACCCGCCACUGAUCGUUGCUGAGCCACUGGAAUACCACAAUCUGAACACCUCCAUUGCCACCAGAGACUUUUGGGUUAUCACAGUAAUCCAGGAUGUGGAUAACGACAGCCUGGAGGGACUGCACCAAAGCUUUGCCAGUUUGAUGGAGCAGCGACUUGCAGAGUUGUUUGUGUUGGCAGGCCAGCAAGGCACUCGAUUCAGACGAGCGACUGCUGUAGGCAGCUACACUGUCCAGAUGGUGAGUAUGAGAAGGGUGUCAGGAUUGAAGAACCCAGCAGAGAUGACGUACUACGUGCAGCACAAUGGCAUUCCUCUAGCAGGCACAUCAGCUGCCAAGGUCCUCAACACGGUGGAUUCUCAGACCAUGGCGCUCACCUUGGGCUACUUUGUUCAGCUGCAAGCAGAACCUGUGGUCAAGAACCCUCCCAAUAACCUAUGGAUCAUCGCCGCAGUGUUGGCGCCAAUCGCCGUGGUGACGCUCAUUAUCCUCAUCAUCACAGCCGUGCUGUGCAGAAAGAACAAGAAAGACUUUAAAGCUGAUGCCAUCGGCAACCUUAAUCCACGAGCUAAGAUGGCGUAUCGGAGGGAUGUGAACUACUACCACCAGCCAGUCCAAGGUUUUGACUAUGCCAAGCAACAUUUGGGCCAACAGGGAGACGAGGACCCCUUACCUGCGGGUCAGGAUACUUUAGUGAUGUCCCUACAAAUUCGUGACGCACCACUUUCCCUGGAGAAGACCUUAAAACAAGAAGGAACCGUCACCAAAACAAAUCUCACAAGUGACAAACACAAAAGCAAGUUGUUGAGUGAGGACGGUUCCGUCAUCAGCAGCGAAUCAGAGAAGCAGAAUUCCGUCAGGGGCUUCACGGCGCCGAAAGUCACAGCACAGCAGAAACUGACAAAGGAGGAGACGCGGAAGAGAACCGAUCAAUAUGACUCCUCUUCAGGCUCUCUGCAACUCAUUUCCAUAAAGCCAAUGACGGCUCAGCCCAAGUAUUCGCAGCAUGUAUCUUCUGACCGCAACCACGACUCCGCCAUGGUCAAUGGAGAGGUGAACCUGGCUCUCAAGCAGAGGUCGGACAUCGAGCACUAUAGGAACAAGCUGAGACUCAAGGCGAAGAAGAAGGGCUAUUAUGACUUUCCUUCCAUAGAUGGCAGCAGUUGCGGGGGUCGAGGCCUCACGCAAACUGAGAGGCAGGGUCACGGGAAGGCGGAGCCAGAUGAGGAGCGGAAUUCUACUUAUGUUAAGUCUCACAUAAGGCGCUCUCAGGUAGGGCAGACGUCCUAUCGCAGCAGACAGAGCCUGAACACUCCAAGUCCUGGAGGAACUGAGAUGGAUCUCCUUGUGAUGAGGGAGAGACCUAGGAAAGGCAUCCGGAACAGUGGUUAUGAUACUGAGCCCGAGUUGAUCGAAGAGACGAACGUAGACCAUUUAAUGGACCAGAGAGGCUUCGUGUACGGCCGCGGUCUGAAAGGCCAGUCACAGACGUCCACUCUGAGCUCACAGCCGUCCAUUGAUGAAGUGCGUCAUCAGAUGCACCUGCUCCUGGAGGAGGCAUUCAGCCUGGCGUCAGGGGGACAGUCCACAUCCGGGAGGCAUUCCCACUCCCACCCUCGCCCUUCUCCGGACCAGUACAGUGCUGCUCCGCUUCCCUAUGCAGAUGUGGUGACCAGCGCUCCAGGGACUAUGAGUGGUCGUAGCGGACUGCAGUGGAGUCCAUCUUAUGGAGCAGAUGUGUACCAGUGCAGUCCGCCCAAACCAGCCUUUCACUUCACCCAGCUGCCUGACAUGGCAAUUAGUUCUCCUCCCCCUUUGCCACCUCGCGCCGGACCCCCUCCUGGUACCUCCUUAAGACGGUCCAUCUCAGACCUGGGCCCCAAGGGAAGGAGCUCUCAGACAUCUGUCAUUGAAAUGCAGAGUCCACAUGACAACAACCCAUAUGGGCCCAGCUCCAGGGCAGCACUUCCAUCCAUCACUGUAGAGAAGCCUGUGUCCAACUACUCAGGAAACCCAAUAACAGCCGUCUAUUCUAUCCCAGCCAGCAGGACCGGCUACUCCGACUAUUUCGUCUCCACCUCGCCUACGUCCUACCACAGUCCCUCCUGGAUGUCUUAUCCUCCUGAACCUGAAGAUGUGCCACCUCAGUGGGCAGACUCACUGCCCUUGCCAGGAUAUGUCGAGGCUUUUCCUCACCCUCGCUACCCACAGGGGAGCCCCUCCUUACUCCCCCUACAGUACACUCAGAGUCUGGACCAACAACCUGCCGUCCAGAGCACAACGUCCCCGAAAAUCCUGCCGCAGGUUAGGAAGGACACGGACACCGUUCCCUUGAGCAAUCUCUCCACAUCCGCACUCGUGAACGCCAUUCGGCAAGAGGUGGCCAAACUGGCCAAGAAGCAGCGUGACAUGUUUGAUUUCUAGUCUGGAUUGUGUGCAGGAGUUGACAACAAACUGAUUUUUGAUGUUUUUACUGUAAUAUUACCAGAUCUUAUUUACUCAUUGACUGGUUGAUUUAUUUUGUAUUAUACCUGUCAGCUGCUGACAUAAAACAACAAAACAAUUGUUUUUUUGGGAGGAGAUUAAUGCAAAUGCUGUCCCUUAAUGACUGCACACAUGUAGAUAGUACGGGAAUAUUAUAGGAAACAUUUGAAAGGAGUCAAAUAACUAUUUUUACCAAAAGGACCAAACACUUCCUGACAAGCAUGCAAGAUGGUAUUUGAUCUUUUUUUUUUUUUUUUUUAUCGUGGCCUCACAAAAUCCUAGCCAACUUUAUCAUCAAACUCAACAAUUCCAGAAGUUUUAAUUGUGUUUUUUUUAUUAUCAGGCUCGGACCACUAUAAAAACCCCUCGCUGAAGAACAAAAGACAUUAAAUCAGUACGCACAUUUAGCCAUUCAUCUCAGUGCAAGACACACUCAUACUUCACUUUGGGAUAAAAGCCGUCCCAGACUGCGAUAAAGCCAAUUGUUAAUGCCGUAUUGCUGUCUGUCCGACUGCAAAUAAGUGCAUGGAGUUUUAUGGCGAGAAUGCUGCAUAAACAUCCACAUGCUGCAGACUGACUCUUGGUUAUGAAAUAUUACAGAAAUAAAGUUAGGGUCCCAUUAUCAAAAAGCGAUGUUUAAUAAUUAACAAAUGCUGCUUGCAUUCUCGCAAGAUCUCCUGUACUAUAAUCAUGUUUGAGGGCAGAAACAAUGACUCACGAUGGCCAUGUAAUGAGCAAAGUUUUUUUGUUUGUUUUUUAAAGCUGGUCACUGGUUGAGACACAAAGAAGUAAAUGAACAUGAGCUAAACACUGUAAAACUAAUGUCUUUUUGUCUUCCAUCAAUGGUUUCCUAAUUUCCAAUGUAUCUGCUCAUUAGUUCGAGAGACUGAGACAAGCCAAGAGUGAAAGAACUAAUAGCCUACAUGAUUAAACUGAAAUAAAAGAUUUUUUUAGUAGAAUACCAGAGUCUGUGGUUUGUGCUCCACACGUCUUUCUCCUCUCCAAAUGUCAUUUUGGACAUUUCAUAACUGGAUUUUCCCUCAGCAAGUCACUUGAGGGUGAGCUAAUGUAGCUUUUGUGACUAUUGAUGUGAUUUAUUCUCGCUCCGGACUUCUGUGGGUUGAACUGAAAUGGCCUGCAUUACCGGGUUUAUCUAUUCUGCACUUUACUUUUAUCCAACCUAAAUACUCAAGCCUCAGUAAUACAUCCCCUGGGCUUUUGGAACGUUCCCCGACAAAAGAACACGGUGUAAGCAUCCGCAAAUGUGCAACCUAGGGGUGUUCGUGUUGGAUAAUUCAUUCAAUAAAUUGGUUACGGCCCCUGGGAUGAUAUUUGAUUAGUAUUAGAACCGGCCCACAGGCCACAGCCGUCUGCUGCUGUUUUGCACGCACCAAUACGCCAUCAGUGGUCCUAGGGACCCCAUCAAGUCAAAAAAAUGGGGUCCCAGAGUAAAUUUUUGGGGUCUUACUUUUUAUAAACUGUUUUGAAAACAAAUGAUAAACAUACGCAUUACCCUGUUGUAUCUCACUUUCUAUAGUGUGGAAAAAGUUUGUCAUAAACAUUACUGAAUUCAUUUAUAAAAUAAUACAAAAUAAACUUUUUUUUAAUGAAUAUGUACAUGUAUUCAGUUCUAAACAGUCAUUCACUUUCCUCUUUCUUUCAUGGUUCUAAACUUAACUGCUGCCGGUAUUUUUUUUCAAUAUUUUCAUUGUAAUAUUUUCAGAAUGUGUUUGUUCUAUUUUUGGCCAAAGUAAGACAAAUCAAACAAUCUGAAGUUGUCUUUAUUUUUUUAGUCUUAAUGCCAUGAUUUUAAUAGUCCGGCCCGCGUGCGCAAAGAUUUUCCUCCAUGCGGCCCCUGAGUUAAAAUGAGUUUGACACCCCUUUGUGAGACAUACUGUACAAAUGGUGCUCUGAGUCUUCAUCAGUUGUAUUGGGAUUUCGCUUGCUUUUUUAUUUGUCGUUGCUCCGACCUAAAAUGCAAGAAUUCACCGCAACUUUCUGAAAAAGCUGCGGCCGCAAAAGUUGUAAUGUUUCUGGGCUUAUUCUUCCUUGAAUAACAUGUAAUCAUCUUGUGAUUUUCUGAAUUUUUUUGUCAAUAUUUGAAGUUUUCCUUGUAACCUUAACCUAAAAAAAGCACAGGAUUCAAACACAAAUUUGGAAACAAAUACUGCAUUGAUUUUAGACUCAAUUUAUACCUCAUAGACUUCAGUUCAAGUCCCAGAUUUAUUUGAAACAAAACAAACCCUACUCAGUGGCCUAGUAAUUAGAGUGACAGCCCUAAGCUCGGUAGGUUGUGAGUUCAAACCCCGGCCGAGUCAUACCAAAGACUAUAAAAAUGGGACCCAUUACCUCCCUGCUUGGCACUCAGCAUCGAGAGUUGGAAUUGGGGGUUAAAUAAAUG